Molecule: messenger RNA, 3887 nt
Organism: Sebastes umbrosus (honeycomb rockfish)
Lineage: Eukaryota; Metazoa; Chordata; Actinopteri; Perciformes; Sebastidae
Gene: hgs
Product: hepatocyte growth factor-regulated tyrosine kinase substrate
Exons: 20
Coding region: 173-2551 (792 amino acids)
Molecular function (GO): phosphatidylinositol binding; metal ion binding; ubiquitin binding
Source: RefSeq, a predicted model, not a curated record
AAGCCGGAAGAGCCGUCCAGCUGCUGAGCUCCGAGGAGGCUAACAGAGAAGCUAACGGAGAAGCUAACAGAGGAGCUAACAGAGGAGCUAACAGCCUCAGCGGUGGAAACAACCAGCCCUCCGUUCGUUGUCUAAAACAACACAGCUACCUUUGAGACUUUGAUUAUCUAACAUGGGAAAAGGAGGAGGAACGUUUGAGAGGCUUCUGGAUAAAGCCACCAGUCAGCUGCUGCUGGAGACUGACUGGGAAUCCAUCCUGCAGAUCUGUGAUCUCAUUCGACAAGGAGACGCACAAGCUAAAUAUGCUAUCGGGGCUAUUAAGAAGAAGCUCAUUGACAAAAAUCCACAUGUGGCCCUCUACGCACUCGAGGUCCUUGAGUCAGUGGUGAAGAACUGUGGCCAGACGGUCCACGAUGAGGUGGCGAGUAAACAAACCAUGGAGGAACUGAAGGAUUUACUCAAGGUGACGGAACCAAAUGUCAGAAACAAGAUCCUCUACCUGAUCCAGGCCUGGUCUCACGCCUUCCGCAACGAACCCAAAUAUAAGGUGGUCCAGGACACCUAUCAGAUUAUGAAAGUGGAAGGUCAUGUGUUCCCCGAGUUUAAGGAGAGUGAUGCGAUGUUUGCAGCUGAGAGAGCCCCAGACUGGGUUGAUGCUGAGGAGUGCCACCGGUGCAGAGUCCAGUUUGGAGUUAUGACAAGAAAGCACCAUUGUCGAGCCUGCGGCCAGAUUUUCUGUGGCAAGUGUUCGUCCAAGUACUCCACCAUUCCCAAGUUUGGCAUAGAGAAGGAAGUGCGUGUGUGUGAGCCCUGCUUUGAGCUGCUUAACAACCACCCCACCCUCUCUCCUCCUCUUAGGAAAGCUGAAGGUAAAGCCCCCGCCCCGGGCGCUGCCGAGCUGCCUCCUGAGUAUCUGACCAGCCCGCUGUCCCAACAAUCCCAGGUAGAAAUGCCUCCCAAGAGAGAUGAGGCAGCACUGCAGGAGGAAGAGGAGCUGCAGCUCGCCAUAGCUCUUUCCCAAAGCGAGGCUGAGGAGAAGGAGCGGAUGAGGCAAAAGAACUCCUACUCAAUGUAUCCCAAAACCCCUCAAGAUCCCACUCCAGUGACUUCCUCAGCACCACCGGUCAGCACCCUCUACACUUCCCCUGUGAACUCCUCUGCUCCAUCAGCUGAAGAUGUAGACCCAGAGCUGGCCCGUUACCUGAACAGAACAUACUGGGAGAAGAAACAGGAAGAGGCUCGCAAGAGUCCCACCCCCUCGGCCCCUGCCCCUGUGCCUAUGGCCGAGCCCCUUCCGCCAAUCAGUCAGCCAAUCAGUCAGCCAAUCAGUCAGCCAAUCAGUCAGCCAGAAAGUCAUGUCCCCGUCCAGCCCCCAGUCAACAUAGUGGAGCAGCAGUACCAGAACGGGGAGUCCGAGGAGAACCACGAGCAGUUCCUGAAGGCUCUGCAGAACUCUGUCACCACCUUCCUUAACCGCAUGAAGAGCAACCACAUGCGUGGGCGCAGCAUCACCAACGACAGCGCCGUGCUCUCACUCUUCCAGUCCAUUAACAAUAUGCAUCCCCAGCUGUUGGACAUCCUCAACCAGCUAGAUGAGAAGCGAUUGUACUAUGAGGGGCUGCAGGACAAGCUGGCUCAGGUGCGUGACGCCCGGGCGGCUCUCAACGCCCUCCGGGACGAACACAGAGAGAAGAUGCGUCGCGCCGCAGAGGAAGCAGAGCGACAGAGGCAGAUCCAGCUGGCGCAAAAACUGGAGAUCAUGAGGCAGAAGAAACAGGAGUACCUGGAGAUGCAACGACAGCUGGCCAUCCAGCGUCUCCAGGAGCAGGAGAAGGAGCGGCAGAUGCGUCUGGAGCAGCAGAAACACACGAUCCAGAUGAGAGCCCAAAUGCCUGCUUUCUCUCUGCCCUACGCCCAGAUGCAGUCUUUGCCCCCCAAUGUGCCGGGAGGGGUGGUGUACCAGCCUGGUGCUCCACCCAGCUACCCGGGCACCUUCAGCCCUGCUGGUUCUGUGGAGGGUUCGCCUAUGCACAACAUCUAUAUGAACCAGCCUGGGCAGACUGCACCACCACAGUACCAGGCCAUGCCCAAUGCUGCCCCAGAUCCCAAUAUGGUUAAUGCGUACAUGUACCAGCCUGCAGGCACUAACGGGCAGCCUCCUCCUCCUCCUGGUCAGGCCCCGCCCACUACUAGUCCACCCUACUCCAACUAUCAGCCCACACCCACACAGGGCUACCAGCAGAAUGUGGUCUCUCAGGCCCAGAGUAUGCCCCCCAUGCCCCAGCCUCCCCCCACUAACGGUAUGGGUUACAUGGGCUACCAGCCGUACGGCAUGCAGAACAUGAUUUCAGCAUUGCCGGGACAGGACCCCAAUAUGCCCCCCCAACAGCAGUACAUGCCAGGCCAGCCGCCAAUGUACCAACAGGUGGCGCCCCCUGGUGGCCCCCCGCAGCAGCAGCAGCAGCAGCAUCAACAACAGCAGCAGCAGCAUCAGCAGGUCCCUCAGGCUGUGCCCGGCAGCGCAGAGGCACAGCUCAUCUCCUUCGACUAAAAGCCCGCACACUGCAGGGUCCGACACACUACACCCUCUCUCUCCUCCUCCUCCUUCUUCAGUCUUUCCCCCCCUCACUCUUCGGACUCUCUGCUCUCUGGAAACACACACCUCCCACCCUUCCACCUCGCUGUGAUGUUGUGGCAAUGUAAAAUAUUGUGAUGAUGUUGCAGAACUGUCGCUCUCUUUGCCUCGCCCCCCACUGAUGUACGGGAAUGCGGGGUGAAGCUGCAAGAGAGGGCACCAUCACCCAGACCCUUUCACCCUCCUCUUCCCUCUUUCCAGCUGAUGUAUGUAGUAUUUCCUUAUUAAAUGAAUAACCGAAGCUCAGAAAUAGUCAGUGGUAUUAAAGUAAAAAAGAAAAAAAGCAUAAUAAGUAAAUAUGAUAAUAAUUGAGGAGAAAAAAAAGACAAGACAUAACCAUCCUUUGUCUCAUAUUUUUCUAAAGCAAAAUUUGCAUGUUAAAUUUUCAUUAUUUUCUGGAAUGGAAGUGAAUUAUUGCAGCGUAUCCUAACCAUCUGAUUGAGAGACAUCUGUAUAUGCUGUUUUAAGAGACUGUAGGUGUGACGAUGAAGAGUGAUGUCUAGGGGAGAGAAAGCACAGUCAAAAGGCCUGAAAUAAAUGGCGCUAAUAUCUCACAUCUCCGUCAGCUUCACAGCUCGCCAUUACAGCUGUUAUUUCGGUUCCAUCCCUUCUCAUGCUGCACACAAACUAGGGGUCAUCUUAUCUUGUUUUGGCAUUUAUUUGUUGUGCACCGCUUGGAAUAUUGAGUGUCUUAAUGUUAAAUGACGAAACAUUGCAGGGAUUGUACAUUGUGGGGAGCAGUGGUAGAAAAUUAGCCGGGUGGUUGCUUAAUCCUCAAUAAAUAUACUUUCAUAAGUUAAAUCAUCAAAUGACACAACUAGUGACCAUACAAUAUUCAUACUAAAGCAGUACAGCAACUCUAAUAACAUCUCUUUAUUAAAACGAUUUGUGUUACCACCACAAGACAGGACUGAAAGAAGACCUUAACCUAUCAUUAACCGCAAAUGGCCUCCAGGCGCCCCAUGCCGUGUGCAUUUGGAUGUACCUGUCACAGAUGAGAAUAUUUACAUAGUUAAGUACGUUAGGUGGGAACUCUUUUCUAACGUGUACUCGGCUCUCCAGAAAUGUGGAAAUGCUUGCAGAGCGAACAUUACGUGCCGCAUGUAUUUAUGUAUCACACACACCCAAUCAGUGAUUUUCUGUAACCCUUCAGUUUCCAUCUGUGAACUUCUUUAUGCCACCAUACUGAUCUGUCUGACUUUAAAGGUAAUUUUAAAAUUAUAUUUAAUAAAUAUCUGGUUCUUAUUGUCCA